AUGGCACAUAGAAUGGGUGGACGGAAAAAGAACAAUAAAAAAGGAUUCCAAUUCACUCUUAUGGUUGUUGGCGCAUCUGGUACUGGCCGUACAACGUUUGUUAAUACACUUUGUAGUAGUGAAGUAUUAAAAGCAAAAUUAUGUGAUUCACCUGAAACUGCCCAUGUCGAAGAAGGAAUUCGUAUUAAACCAAAUUGGAAGAAGAUGGUUUUUCAAGAAAUAAUGGGUUAUCUGGAAAGACAAUAUGAUGAUAUCCUUGCCGAAGAAUCUAGAAUUAAACGUAACCCAAGAUUUAGAGAUAAUAGAGUUCAUGCGCUUCUUUAUUUCAUCACACCCACAGGUCAUUCUCUUCGAGAAAUUGAUAUUGAACUUAUGAAAAGACUCAGUCCACGUGUCAAUGUCAUCCCAGUUAUUGGUAAAUCUGAUACUUGUACACCAGCUGAAUUAUCAGAUUUCAAGAAAAGGAUAAUGGAAGAUAUUGAUCAUUAUAGCAUUCCUAUUUAUAAUUUUCCUUUUGAUUUUGAAGAAGAUGAUGAAGAUACAAUCGAAGAAAAUAGUGAAUUACGGGCACUUUUACCGUUUGCAAUUAUUGGGAGCGAAGAAGAAAUUAUUGUUAAUGGAAAACCAGUUCGUGGAAGACAAUAUCCUUGGGGUGUUGUUGAAGUUGACAAUCCACAGCAUUCAGAUUUUGCAAGGUUGAGAUCGGCUUUAUUGAGUUCUCAUUUACAAGAUUUGAAAGAAAUCACACAUGACUUUUUAUAUGAAAAUUAUCGUACCGAAAAACUUAGUCGAAAACAAAGUAGCAAUUUACCUGACGAUCUUGCUACUCAAACUGUACGUUUGAAAGAAGAACAACUGAAACGUGAAGAAGAGAAGUUGAGAGAAAUUGAAUUAAAAGUACAACGAGAAAUCACAGAAAAGAGACAAGAACUAUUAGCAAAAGAAGAAGCAUUGAGAGAUUUGGAAGCUC
Messenger RNA from Entrophospora candida, 970 nucleotides. The record is from the annotation of a GenBank genome assembly. NCBI's taxonomy places the organism in Eukaryota, Fungi, Glomeromycota, Glomeromycetes, Entrophosporales, Entrophosporaceae.